UAAAGUGGAAGAAAUAGUAAGUUCCACCGUUUCGACCGCGAGUACCGGUGUCACUAUUAGCGCGUCGCAACCCAGCGGUUCUGAGACCACGGCGAUCGUAAAACGGCGAGUAAAAUUGCCGGAAGCGUCUCUACCGAAAUUUGACGGCCAAUACGAGAAUUGGCUGUCCUUCAAAAAUACUUUUAUCGUUAUGAUCGAUUCACAAACAGACUUGAGCGAGGUACAAAAAUUGCAAUACUUAAAAUCGGCGUUAACGGGCGAGGCAGCUAAUAAAUUAAAGAUUCUAUCGAUCGAAGGCUCAAAUUAUCAAAAGGCAUGGGAACUGUUGAAACGCUCGUACGAAGUAAAGCGGAUAUUAAUUUCACGCCACCUUUCGUUGCUCUUAAACACACCCGUUUUAGAAAAGGAGACAACCGACGGCUUGUCCAAGCUUGCCGAUGACACGCAGCAACAUGUAGCAUCGUUAACCGCGUUAGGAGUUAACGUGGGGUCCGAGAUACUUGUAAACGUACUAGAAAGCAAAUUACCUAGGAGCGUAGCGGAGAAAUGGGAGAAAUCUCUGGAUCGGGACGAAUUUCCGAAGAUCGACGAUUUAUACGAAUUUUUAUAUAGAACCGCAGUUCGUAUAUCUAAGCGUGUUCGCGCAGGAACGACCAGACAAGCCGAGGACAGAUCGACACCUCCCGGGAAAAAGGCGCGAAUAUCCAACAAGGCAUUUGUGGUUAAUUGCGAAUAA
This is a messenger RNA of Vollenhovia emeryi, 736 nucleotides long. RefSeq lists its product as uncharacterized. The annotation marks the transcript as partial. NCBI's taxonomy places the organism in Eukaryota, Metazoa, Arthropoda, Insecta, Hymenoptera, Formicidae. The record is from RefSeq and is a predicted model, not a curated record. The transcript has a single exon.